This is a messenger RNA of Pseudopodoces humilis (Tibetan ground-tit), 936 nucleotides long. It is a transcript of the gene CRLS1, whose product is annotated as cardiolipin synthase 1. The record is from RefSeq and is a predicted model, not a curated record. Gene Ontology annotation, cellular component: membrane; mitochondrion. Gene Ontology annotation, biological process: cardiolipin biosynthetic process. Gene Ontology annotation, molecular function: cardiolipin synthase (CMP-forming) activity. Lineage: Eukaryota; Metazoa; Chordata; Aves; Passeriformes; Paridae.
GCCUGGCGCCUCCUCAGCGGUGGGGCCGCCCCGCCAGAGCCCCCCCGGGAGCGCGGCGCGGCGGGGCCCUACGCCGAGCUGUAUGAAAACCCCUGGACCAUCCCAAAUAUCCUGUCCAUGGCGAGAAUGGGUCUGGCGCCAGUUUUAGGCUAUUUGAUUGUUGAGGAGAAUUUCAGCGUUGCCCUCGGUGUCUUUGUCCUGGCUGGCGUGACAGACCUGUUGGAUGGAUUUAUUGCACGGAAUUGGGCUAAUCAGAAAUCAGCACUGGGAAGUGCUCUCGAUCCCCUGGCAGAUAAAAUUCUCAUCAGUGUGCUCUACGUGAGCCUAACUUGUGCAAAUCUUAUCCCAGUUCCACUGACUUCCAUGAUUAUCCUGCGGGAUGCGGCGCUCAUUGCUGCGGUUUUUUACGUGCGGUACAAAACUCUUUCUCCACCGAGAACACUGAGUAGGUAUUUUAACCCCUGUUAUGCUACCGCACAAUUAAAACCAACAUUCAUUAGCAAGAUGAACACAGCAGUCCAGCUGAUUUUGGUGGCGGCUUCUUUAGCAGCUCCUGUUUUCAAUUAUGUGGACAGCAUCUAUCUGCAGACAUUAUGGUGCAUCACAGCUUUCACAACGGUGACAUCUGCCUACAGCUAUUACCACUACGGUAGAAAAACUGUCCAGGUGAUCAGGAACAAGUGAAGUGGUGCAGGUGAUAAAGGUGAAGUGUUCCUGGAAGGGCAGGAAGGUGCUGUGCCCCAAGAGGUGGUGGUAUUGCAGCUGAGUUUUGGAUCAAAGCACUCUUUGUUUUUCUGCUUAAACCAUGGCAUCACAAUGAAGUGAAAUUUGAACAUGUACUGUGUAUAUAUGUAGAGAGAGACUUUUCAAUGUAUUUUUAAUUUCUUUAAAAAUGAGGUUGUUUACAAAAACAAAUAAAUAAGAUUCUUAAAAACA